Molecule: messenger RNA, 1733 nt
Organism: Xiphophorus maculatus (southern platyfish)
Lineage: Eukaryota; Metazoa; Chordata; Actinopteri; Cyprinodontiformes; Poeciliidae
Gene: gpr25
Product: probable G-protein coupled receptor 25
Exons: 1
Coding region: 4-1176 (390 amino acids)
Biological process (GO): immune response; G protein-coupled receptor signaling pathway
Cellular component (GO): membrane
Molecular function (GO): G protein-coupled receptor activity
Source: RefSeq, a predicted model, not a curated record
UCGAUGCAGAGCACAACCUCUCCAUCACCUCUCAGCAUGGGGGACGAAGACUAUGCUUCAGAUUAUUAUUACUAUGAAAAUGAGACUAACAUUACUGAGAAUGACACUUAUGAAAAUGGCUGUGGUUUCUCAGCCCUGCCCGGCUCCCACAUUUUCCUGCCCACCAUGUAUUACCUGAUAUUCUUCACUGGAUUCUGGGGCAACAUCUUUGUGAUCGUGGUGGUGGGAAGCAAAGGCAAAAGAGCGGGUCGCCUGGUGGACAUCUUCGUCUUGAACCUGGCCAUGGCUGACCUGGUCUUCGUCCUCACGCUGCCUCUUUGGGCCAUCUCUUCCAGCCAGAAGAACGGCUGGGACUUUGGGUUUCCCAGCGAGUUCCUGUGCAAGCUGAGCAGCUACAUCAUCUCUGUCAACCGCUUCUCCAACAUCUUCUUUCUCACCUGCAUGAGCAUUGACCGCUACCUGGCAAUAGUGAAGAUGAUGGAUUCAAGGUACCUCAGGAGUAGUAAGUGCAUCCGCAUUACUUGUGCUGGGCUCUGGAUCAUCUCUGGCAUCCUUGGCACUCCCUCUCUGAUCUACCGAAAAGUGGCGCCAUCUGCAGGCGGUCAGUCCUGCCUCGAAGAUGAAACUUUGGUGCUCCUGAUCGGGAUGAAUCUGGGCAUGGUGUUCCUCACGUUCAUCUUCCCAGUGCUGAUCAUCAUGGUCUGCUACGGAACCAUCAUCAUGCACCUCAACAGGCACUGCGCCGCUGCUGGGAACGCCCGAGCCGAGGCUCGCCGCAGACACUCACUGAAGAUGGUCCUCUGCAUCAUCGUGGCGUUUGUGGCGACCUGGCUGCCCUACAACACCUUCAAGUCCAUCAAAAUCAUUUUCUAUCUCUCAGAAGGCGAUCUGAGAUGUAAAGCAUGGCUGCACAACGGGUUCCUCAUCUCCUGCUGCCUGGCUUUUCUCAACAGCUGCGUGAACCCGGCCAUCUACUUCUUCUUGGACCACCACUUCAGGCGACGGGCGAAGUUCCUGCUCCAGAGCUGUAUCGGGAAGACAAAGAUGCUGCAGAGCUUCAACUCCUCUGCUUCUAUCACCAACCCUGGCACUUCUGAGACCUAUGCGACAAAUGGUGGGCGAACGCAGAUUCAGAUGUCCCUGCAGGAGGAGAACAAGUCAUUCGUUACCUUCUAAAAGUCCAGCAGAGGUGACGUCACUGUUUUAUAUUUCAACUAAAAUCUAUCUGACAACCAUACGCAAUUUUAUUCUUUUUUUUAUUUUUAUUUUAGCCUCUGCUAAUUUUCUCCUGUAGAGCCCUGAGGUAUUACAGUAAAACAUUAAAAAACUCAUCUUUCUGUUUGUUUGUUUCUGAAAUACUUGUUUUAUGUUUAAUUGUACAAUUUUUAAAUUCUUUUUUUUUUCUUUUCUUUUGACUUCCUCAUCUAAGAAAAUGCUGUUAAUACUGCUUAUGCUGGAUGGCAGUGCAUAACUCGGCUGUUUAUUUUUUGCAUGUUGCAUUAUUAUUUUAGCAUUAACAAUACUAACAAUAAUUCCUAAUCAUAACAUUAGCUUCGAAUCAUUAGUAUUUUUAUGUUUUUGGUAAAACUUUCAAGUUUUGUAUUUUUCUGAUUCAUCUUCUGUUAUAAAACUGUGAGGAUUAAAGUUUUUUAUGCGGGAAAUAAAUGUGUAAGAAAAAAAAUAUGUUUUUCCCAAUUUGCAACACUUUUUUUAAUAAAUUACAGUGAAACUGA